This is a messenger RNA of Linum trigynum, 7322 nucleotides long. The record is from the annotation of a GenBank genome assembly. Lineage: Eukaryota; Viridiplantae; Streptophyta; Magnoliopsida; Malpighiales; Linaceae.
AUCCGGCUUAACUGCAGUCUAGGGGGAACCAUAUCCGGGUGACCUCUCUUAACCUGAAUACAACAGUUUACUUGCUUUGUUUGUUUGGUAGUUUAGACUUGCAUUCCAGUUUCAUUGCUAGAUAACAAGAAUUCACUGAGUGGAAAAAUCUGCGUGAAAUCGGCUUAAAACCCGAGAAUCAACCUUUCAAACGGCUCAAGAAUAGGGGUGAAAAUACGUGUGAAAAUACGUGUAAUUAUCGGUCUAUCAAACUCCCCCACACUUAACCGUUUGCUUGUCCCCAAGCAAACCUAACUCAAACCAAUGCAACUCUCCAGACCUCUAUAGCAACAAACAACCCAGAUCGUAGGUAGAGGACUUCCUAGAUCAUUUAGCAGCUUACGAGGUCAACCGACGCACAAGUCAUCUCAUAGCUUCUUCGGCGAGAGCACUAGUAUCGAGUCGGCAUCAUGGCAAAGAGUGAACAGAGGACAAAUGAAUCGUGGAUGAAGAGAUUCUCAAAAACAAAGGAUCAUGGACUCACAUUUUUCAAGGUGCUCUAUUUUCUUCUUGAAGAUGGUUGGAACCCCUUUUCUUUCUGUUUUGCUUGUUUUCUGUUAUUAUUUUUCUUCUCUUUUUUUUCAAGGGUCCCAACCUGCUCUUACCGGCCAUGCCAGGAGCGGAUGUCUCGAGCCUCGUGCGAGGGAAAGACAUGUAAGGGGGCUGGAGGUAGUAGGUGGAAAUUGGGAACGAAUUCCCGUCUCCCCUUACACACUUUCUCCCUAUUCGCACGGGAGACGUUAUUUGAAAGCACAUUUCUGAGCACCUGUUAUUUUCAAAACAUGAUACAAGAGUCCACGACCGGUAGAGAAUCCACAACGCCACACAAUUCAAGGGUCCUAAGAUCACUAAUUCACUCAAUCAACCAACACAAUAUGAAGAAGCAAUGAGACUUCUUAAAUGCAUCAACAUCCUCCAUAGUGCUACACUACCUCCCUAGGUUGCAUAUUACUAUAAAGACUGUCAAUUCAAAGCAUACUGAGCAAGCAAUUGCAAAGAACACGUACUUGGAGCCCUCAAAUUUUAAAAAUUUGGACAGUGGACUAGGCUCCAAGCACACAAACAGAUCUAAUGCAGUCAAAAGAUAAACACCCCCCCCCCCCCCACACACACUUAAUAUCGACAUUGCCCUCAAUGGAGAAGAGGGAAGGGAAAGGGGAACGAUGUUAUCGGUAUGCACGGACUGCAGGGGACUGGAAGCGGACCAGUCGGAGUGAAGCGGACUGGAGAGAGGACCAGUCAAGACAAGCACAGCCAAAGGAAACCAAAGAGCUCAAGCACAAUAUGUUAGGUCCAAUGUCAUCCCAAUAAGACAUCAUCCAGAAAAAAAGAAAAAAAAAACAAAACCAAACUGGUUUACAAUCCGAAUCAAAACACAAGAAAGAAUGUCAAACCGUGGUGGGGUUGCCUCCCCACAAGCGCUUCUUUACCGUCUUUUAGCUGGACGCCCAUGGUGGAUACUCAGGGAGGUGCAGGAAUAGGUGCCUCCAAGAGCGGGUCCACAUCGCUCUUGAGGUACAGCUUCAGGUUGUGGCCAUGCACUCGACGGAUGCGACCACCAUCAUCGGUCAGCUCGACCUGGCCAUCCGGCAAGAUGCAGGCGAGUGAGUACCCGAACGGCCAGGGUGGUCGUGGUGCAGGCGGUGGGACCAGCUCAUAGUGGUCUCCACUCUUCUUCCGUGCAGGCUUAGCAACCUGGUGUAUUCUCAUUCUAGUGCAUGACCCGUAGCCAGUCGGGAGGUUUACUGCCGUUGAAUCCAGAGAUUGACCGCACCUGUCGCCAACUCAGGAGACAACAGCGAGCUAGACUGGCUACGGAAGAGCGCAUAGACGGCCACCUGAGCAGCGAUUCUGAGGAAGAGUACAACAUGGACGGAGAUUACAAUCAACACCAGGGGAAUCCUCAGCAGGCUCCCCCGGUGAAUCAGGUCCUGGGGAACAACCCCAUACCCCAGGAUCAUGGGGUUCAUCAUCCACCGCCGCCGAGUCCCACCUUGGAGUACUACUACACUCCACGGAUUGCUGACAUCCGCCCGGUCAUCCUCUACCCACCUAUCCCAGCAAAUAACUUCGAGAUCAAGCCAUGCUGGAUUCAGCUCAUUACGUCCUCUAUCCAGUUCCAUGGCUUGAAGGAUGAGGAGGCCAGGGUGCAUCUUUCCCGUUUUCUGCAGUUGACGAACGGGUUCAAGCUGAAUGGUGUCCCUGAUGAUGCAAUCCGCCUUCAUCUCUUCCCCCAUUCUCUGGCGGGGAAUGCUAAGAGGUGGUUGGAGACCCAGCCCCCAUUGUCCAUCACAUCUUGGGAUGAUCUGGCUGACAAAUUCGUGCACAGGUACUAUCCGGCAUCGAAGACUACAGAGAUCCAGCGGGAGAUCACUCACUUCCGCCAAGAGCCAGAUGAGUCACUUCGUGAUGCUUGGGAGCGGUACAUGGGCUAUUUCUGGCAGUGUCCCCAUCAUGGCUUCAGUGAUGCAUUCACAGUGGGGAACUUCUACAGUGCCCUCUCUCCAUAUAGCCAGAGGGUGAUUGAGUCUCUAUGCCCAGGAGGGGAUAUUCUUACUAAGAUUCCACCCGAGCUGAACCAGAUGAUCAGUACUUUGGCUGCCAGAGAUCAUUCUUGGGGACAGGGUAGCCGAGGCAGACAGUCCCGGGACCGUGGUGUGCACGCCAUGGAGACCAGAUCCGGGCUCGAGCAGCAGGUAGCUGAGCUAGUGCAGACAUUGAAGCAGCCCAACAGUCUUAUUCCGGGCAGAGGUUUGGCUACACCUCCAGUAGCUCAAUGUCAGUGGUGCGAGAGCUCCAAUCACCUAGUGGAGGACUGCCAUGCUAUGAGGGAGUCUACCACUCCCCAAGAGCAGUUGGACUUCAUCGCCAAUGCUCGGCGCCUCGACCCGUACAGCAGCACAUAUAAUGAGGGGUGGCGCCAGCAUCCCGACUUCGCCUGGAGCAGCAACACCACUAAACCACCUGGUUUCCCAGCACCAGCUGGUGGCUUUCAGCAGAGGCAGCCCUUCCAGGCUCGACAGGGGCCAGCCCCACAGCAGCAGCCCUACCAGCCUCGGCAGGGGCAACCAUUCCAGCAUCCCCAGCGCCAGUUUGCCGAGCCAGCGGCAACUCCUGCCCCAGAUGAUCGGAUGACGAAGCUGGAAAACAUUCUAGCUUCAUUCAUGACUAGCACUCAUGCAGCUAUCACGUCACUGGAGGCAGGUCAGAGGAACCAAGGUGCCAUCUUGCAAGAUCUGCAGCACCAGGUGGGUAUCUUGGCCCGCCAAAACACUACCAGGGCACCGGGGACUCUGCCUGCCACCACUAUCCCGAAUCCUCGGGAUCCUCACCAGCUCCAGCAGCUGGAUGCCAUUUUUACCAGGAGUGGUAAGACCAUAUCUGCUGAUCCUGUCCCGGCCAGACAGGAGGAACCACUACAUGCUUCAGCACUUCCAGCCGACGAUGCAGAAGUGCGGGUGGAGAAGGAAGCCCCUGUUCCCAAGCCACAACCAGUGGUUAAGGAGCAUGUACCCCAGCUUCCCUUCCCCACUCGCCUACACAAAGACAAGCUGGAGACUAAGUUUGCCAAGUUUAUGGCAAUGUUGAAGCAGCUCAACAUCAGCAUACCGUUCGUGGAGGCACUGUCGAAGAUGCCCAAGUAUGCCAAGUUCAUGAAAGACCUCCUCACCAACAAGAAGAAGCUUGGGGAUCUCUCGACAGUGUUGCUGAGCGAGGAGUGUUCUGCUAUCCUGCAGAACAAGCUGCCCGAAAAGCGCAAGGAUCCAGGGAGUUUUACUAUCCCUCUUACUAUUGGCAGCAUGCAUGUAGGCAAGUCCUUGGCGGACCUAGGCGCUAGCAUAAAUGUAAUGCCAUAUAAGUUGUAUAAAAAGCUAGACCUAGGUGAGCUUAGCCCUACUAGGAUGAGCAUUCAGCUAGCUGAUCAUUCCAUUGUGCAUCCUAGGGGAAUCAUAGAGGAUCUGCUUGUUAAAGUAGGUGCAUUCACAUAUCCUGUUGAUUUUGUUAUUCUUGAUAUACAUGAGGAUGUGGAUGUGCCUUUGAUUCUGGGUAGACCAUUUCUUGCCACCGCCAAGGCACUUAUUGAUGUGCAUGAUGGUAAACUGAUCCUGCGUGCUGGGAAUGAACAGGCUACUUUCUCUGUGACUGAACUUGAUCACUGUGCUAUGAUUGUUGUCACUCCUAUGCAUGCCAUUUCUGAUCAGGUACACGAGCCUGUCGUGUAUCCUUCUGCUCCUCUCAUUUUGCAGGACCCUCCUAUCAUUCCUUCGCCGCCACUCCAUCCAGUCUCUCCUCCGAACAAAAAGAUCAAGGAGGAGUGGCGGCCGAAGUAGCAGGUUGCUAAUCCUGCACGGAAGAAGAGUGGAGACCACUAUGAGCUGGUCCCACCGCCUGCACCACGACCACCCUGGCCGUCCGGGUACUCACUCGCCUGCAUCUUGCCGGAUGGCCAGGUCGAGCUGACCGAUGAUGGUGGUCGCAUCCGUCGGGUGCAUGGCCACAACCUGAAGCUGUACCUCAAGAGAGAUGUGGAUCCUCUCUUGGAGGCACCUGUUCCUGCACCUCCCUGAGUAUCCACCAUGGGCGUCCAGCUAAAAGACGGUAAAGAAGCGCUUGUGGGGAGGCAACCCCACCACGGUUUGACUUUCUUUCUUGUGUUUUGAGUCGGAUUGUAAACCAGUUUGGUUUUGGUUUGUUUUCUUUUGUUUUGGAUGAUGUCUUAUUGGGCUGACAUUGGACCUAACAUAUUGUGCUUGAGCUCUUUGGUUUCCUUUGGCUGUGCUUGUCUUGACUGGUCCUCUCUCCAGUCCGCUUCACUCCGACUGGUCCGCUUCCAGUCCCCUGCAGUCCGUGCAUACCGAUAACAUCGUUCCCCUUUCCCUUCCCUCUUCUCCAUUGAGGGCAAUGUCGAUAUUAAGUGUGUGUGUGGGGGGGGGUGUUUAUCUUUUGACUGCAUUAGAUCUGUUUGUGUGCUUGGAGCCUAGUCCACUGUCCAAAUUUUUAAAAUUUGAGGGCUCCAAGUACGUGUUCUUUGCAAUUGCUUGCUCAGUAUGCUUUGAAUUGACAGUCUUUAUAGUAAUAUGCAACCUAGGGAGGUAGUGUAGCACUAUGGAGGAUGUUGAUGCAUUUAAGAAGUCUCAUUGCUUCUUCAUAUUGUGUUGGUUGAUUGAGUGAAUUAGUGAUCUUAGGACCCUUGAAUUGUGUGGCGUUGUGGAUUCUCUACCGGUCGUGGACUCUUGUAUCAUGUUUUGAAAAUAACAGGUGCUCAGAAAUGUGCUUUCAAAUAACGUCUCCCGUGCGAAUAGGGAGAAAGUGUGUAAGGGGAGACGGGAAUUCGUUCCCAAUUUCCACCUACUACCUCCAGCCCCCUUACAUGUCUUUCCCUCGCACGAGGCUCGAGACAUCCGCUCCUGGCAUGGCCGGUAAGAGCAGGUUGGGACCCUUGAAAAAAAAGAGAAGAAAAAUAAUAACAGAAAACAAGCAAAACAGAAAGAAAAGGGGUUCCAACCAUCUUCAAGAAGAAAAUAGAGCACCUUGAAAAAUGUGAGUCCAUGAUCCUUUGUUGUUGAGAAUCUCUUCAUCCACAAUUCAUUUGUCCUCUGUUCACUGGUUGCCAAGAUGCCGACUCGAUACUAGUGCUCUCGCCGAAGAAGCUAUGAGAUGACUUGUGCGUCGGUUGACCUCGUAAGCUGCUAAAUGAUCUAGGAAGUCCUCUACCUACGAUCUGGGUUGUUUGUUGCUAUAGAGGUCUGGAGAGUUGCAUUGGUUUGAGUUAGGUUUGCUUAGGGACAAGCAAACGGUUAAGUGUGGGGGAGUUUGAUAGACCGAUAAUUACACGUAUUUUCACCCCUAUUCUUGAGCCGUUUGAAAGGUUGAUUCUCGGGUUUUAAGCCGAUUUCACGCGAGGUUGUGUGUUUAUGUCGUAUUUCAGGACCCGGCGUUGGAAUCGAGGCGAAGGAACGAGAUUCGGGUCGAAAGGAGCAAGUGAGGCUUGAAGUGGGCUGAAGGAAGAAAAUACCCGGCCAUAACCACAAAUACCCAGCCGGGUAUUAUUCUGAGGAGACCGGGGAAUUCCCUUUUUGGCGUCUGAGAAACAGAAGGGGUCCCGGUCGUGAGGCUUAAAUCCCCGGUCGGGGAUUAUUGGAGCAGACCGGGGAUUUUCCCCUGGCAUGAAACGUGCGUUUUAAUAAUACCCGGUCGAGACCCAAAAUACCCGACCGGGUAUCGCGACAGGCAGCUGUUUUAAGGGAAAAGAGGGCUGAAAAUCAGGGGAUUCGAGUUUUUGAGAGAGAGAACGAUUCCUAGAGAGAGAAAGCGACGAACAAGAGUCUCCAAGUGCCCUAGAUUGAUCUUCAACACCAUUGGAGGCCAGCUUGAGCUUGGAGAAGUGCCGAUCAACGUCCAGGAGCAGGAAUCCAUCCUUCACAGUAUGAAUUCCGCGUCUGAUUCUGCUUUUGCUUCUUUCUCCAUGGAGUAGUUCUCCCAUUCAUCUGGGUAUGGAGAACCCUAGAUUUGUAUGUUAGGCUUUGAUUGUAUGAACCCAAGUACUGAUUCUAUGAUUUGAUUAUAUUCGAUUGAGGUUUGAAUGAUUGAAUGACUUGAAUCUUGAUCAAAUUCCUGUUGUUUCUGAUUUGACCUAGAAUGAGAAUAUCUGCCUAGGUUGAUAGAGCAUCCUUGAUUGAAGGUAGGGAGUUGGUGACUUUAGUCGAGGAGCCAACUCACUAUUCUGUACUGGAUUUACUCCGGUAGUGGAGGUUUUGUUUGUUAAGGCCUCAAUCUGUUUACUCCGGUGGAGGUUAGUCGCCCGCUAGAGACUCAGAUUGAGAGGGUCUGAAGACCUUUAGUCGAGACUUCAGACUGUUUAAGAACCUUCCGCAGUAUAACUAUCAUAGAAACUGAACUUGGUAAUUACAAUCCGGCUUAACUGCAGUCUAGGGGGAACCAUAUCCGGGUGACCUCUCUUAACCUGAAUACAACAGUUUACUUGCUUUGUUUGUUUGGUAGUUUAGACUUGCAUUCAAGUUUCAUUGCUAGAUAACAAGAAUUCACUGAGUAGUCAUCAAAUCUAGGACUCGGGUUGAUAAUUAAACCUAAACCCGCUAUACUACGCUUUAGGAAGUGGUUUCACUUGGCCAAUUCCUAGGGUGACAGUAGAAGUGAGUCACCUUCUUUAUGAAUUCUUAAGAUAAGGAUUCACUCGUCUUUGAGGUUUUACUAUUGGCUUAUGAUUGUCCUCCAUUAGUAUCUUAUGUGUGCAGAAUGAUGAAUGAAUCACUUGAAUAUCA